AUGUCGUCGCAGGAUGCCAAGGUGCUCAAGACAGCGGCGCUGCAAGACUCGGACGCCAAAUGGGUGGGCCUGCGCUCGAUCGAGUGGGUUGAUCCGACGGGCAAACAGCGCAAGUGGGAGUCGGCCGACCGCAAGACCCGCAAGGGUGACGUCGAUGCUGUGGCGAUCAUGACGAUCAUCCAUCGUCCAUCGUCGGAGCCGCACAUCCUGCUCAUCUCGCAGUACCGCCCACCCGUGGGGCAGAGCUGCAUCGAGAUGCCUGCCGGCCUCAUCGACGCGGGCGAAGAGGGCGACGAGGGCACCAACCGCGCCGCACUCCGAGAGCUCGAGGAGGAAACCGGCUACGGCACCGACAAGCAGGGAGGCAAGGUCAAGAUCGAGGAAACGACACCCACCAUGUUCAACGAUCCCGGCCUCACCGGCGCCAACAUGAAGAUGGUGGUGGUGAAUAUCGAGUUGAGCGACAACGCGGACGAGCCCGUCGCCAAGCCCGAGGAGGGCGAGUUUAUCGAAAAGUACCUCGUCCCCGUCAAGGGCCUCUACCAGAGCCUCAAGGACUUCCAGACGAAAGGAUUCGCAGUCGACGCACGCCUCGCCCACCUCGCCAUCGGCCUCGAAGUCGGCUCGGGCAAGAUGGGCCGUCUAUAG
Moesziomyces antarcticus is the source of this 648-nucleotide messenger RNA. RefSeq names its product ADP-ribose pyrophosphatase protein. Gene Ontology annotation, cellular component: nucleus. Gene Ontology annotation, molecular function: ADP-ribose diphosphatase activity. Bases 1 to 648 code for a protein of 215 amino acids. Gene Ontology annotation, biological process: nucleoside phosphate metabolic process; ribose phosphate metabolic process. Lineage: Eukaryota; Fungi; Basidiomycota; Ustilaginomycetes; Ustilaginales; Ustilaginaceae. The record is from RefSeq and is a predicted model, not a curated record. The transcript has a single exon.